Antrostomus carolinensis (chuck-will's-widow) is the source of this 805-nucleotide messenger RNA. RefSeq names its product nudix hydrolase 6 (gene NUDT6). Gene Ontology annotation, molecular function: ADP-ribose diphosphatase activity; NAD binding; NADH pyrophosphatase activity. NCBI's taxonomy places the organism in Eukaryota, Metazoa, Chordata, Aves, Caprimulgiformes, Caprimulgidae. The record is from RefSeq and is a predicted model, not a curated record.
GCGCGGUGGCCCGGUGGCGGGAGGAAGGCCGCAUCGCUGUCUGGCUGCGUGUCCCCAUCCUUCAGAGCAGAUUUGUGGCGGGAGACAUCCUCGCUUCCCAGGGCUUUGCUUUCCACCACGCCGAGCAGGGCUCAUCCACCUUGACGCUGUGGCUGGGAGAAGGGCCCAGCAGGCUGCCUGGGUAUGCCACCCACCAGCUGGGGGUUGCAGGUGCUGUUCUGGAUGAAAGCACUGGAAAGGUGUUGGUUGUACAAGACAGAAAUAAGACUCUAAAUGCGUGGAAAUUUCCAGGAGGUCUGUCUAAUCCAGGCGAAGACAUUGGAGACACAGCAGUUCGAGAGGUUUUCGAAGAGACUGGCAUUAAGUCAGAGUUCAAGUCCAUCCUAAGCAUAAGACAGCAACACAAACACCCCGGAGCCUUUGGGAAGUCGGAUAUGUACAUCAUCUGUCGCCUGGAGCCCUCCUCCUUCAACAUCAGCUUCUGCCAGCACGAGUGCCUGAGGUGUGAGUGGAUGGACCUCGAUGAGCUUGCUAGGACAAAACACGCUACUCCCAUCACCAGCCAUGUAGCCAAACUCUUACUUUACGGCUGCCGGGAAGGGUUUGAUAAGAUCGAUAUAACCAUGAGAGAGUUCCCAGCUGUCUACACAGGCCUGUUCUACAAACUCUAUCACAGGGAGCUGCCCGAGUCCUAUAGGAACAUCACGUGAUAGCAAUACACUUCACAUUUCAUUAUAUUAAUAAUUUAGAAUUAUUACUGUAGCGUUAUUUAGACCAUAUUAAAAUUAUCCAUGGACUUCUUUUU